CUUAAAAAUGUAUUAUAUGUACCGCGUGCCUCAAACAACCUUCUAUCUAUCACGCGCCUAGAUAGAGAGGGAGGACAUGCCAUAAUGGGUAACGGCGUAGUAACCUUAAAAGUGCGCGGAGGACGCACAAUAGCCAAAGGGAAGCUUCAAAACGGGUUAUAUUUAUUAAACUCUCAGGCUAAGUUACAUCCAAUAACUAAAAUAUAUACUACUCGAGAGGAAAAACCUGUAGAUUGGCUUACCUGGCAC
Messenger RNA from Suillus clintonianus, 249 nucleotides. RefSeq lists its product as uncharacterized. The record is from RefSeq and is a predicted model, not a curated record. The annotation marks the transcript as partial. The transcript has a single exon. Lineage: Eukaryota; Fungi; Basidiomycota; Agaricomycetes; Boletales; Suillaceae.